Messenger RNA from Dalotia coriaria, 2372 nucleotides. RefSeq lists its product as uncharacterized. Gene Ontology annotation, biological process: proteolysis. The coding region runs from base 113 to 2272 and encodes 719 amino acids. Gene Ontology annotation, molecular function: metalloendopeptidase activity. The transcript is spliced from 2 exons. NCBI's taxonomy places the organism in Eukaryota, Metazoa, Arthropoda, Insecta, Coleoptera, Staphylinidae. The record is from RefSeq and is a predicted model, not a curated record.
CAUCUCCAAAUAUUUUACUGCUCUAAUCAUAACCUCGUUAACCUUUCAAAUCGGCGAAUUUUUUGUAAUAUUGUUAUGAUUAAUAAAAUAUAAAUAAAAAUAUUAAUAAACUAUGGCUUUGUUAAUGGGAAGAAACCUUUUAACUAAACGUUUCUUCUCACACUCGCUAAGGCGUAAUGGUUACAUUGUUCUAGUUCCAGAGAUUGGUGAAGAUUUGCCAGACAACAAAAACCCAUUACAGCAGGAUGAUGGUUUGCCAGAGUUUAAUAAUGUAACUAUUGAACAUUGCAUGGCAGCAAUAGGCCGGCAAACUCUGGAGUUUGAAACAGAUAUUAAGAGAAUUGAGCAAGAGCUUACCAAGAAAGAUCAUGUAGACUUUAUUAAAGAUGUAGUCAACCACUUGGAGAAGCAUGGGUCUGCACUUGAUAUGACAUGGGGUAUUGCAAAGACAUUGUAUCUUGGCAAUAGUGCAUUGAUGCCAACUAAAUCCUAUAUUGCAAUUCAUGAGAGAGCAAAACGUGCUAGGGCAACAAAAUACAACUCACCUAAGAUUUAUAGAGCAGCUAUUGAGAGUUUGCAAACUGAGAAGUUGGCACCAGAGGAAGAAAGGGUAACAAAGAAGUUUGUACUUGAGGGAAAACUAAAUGGCUUGUUACUUGAUGAACAUCAUGUGGCACAGCUAACAGAUAAUUUAAAUAAACAGGCACAGGAAAAACACAAGUUUAAAAUAAAGUAUGAAACUAUCACCAGAAAAUUUAAUCAGAAAAUUGUUGAUCAUCAAGUGAUGGCUGGAUUUCCACGGGAUGUUGCUGCUGGCAUGUCACAGAAUCCCAAUGGUGAGGGGCCAUGGGUGGUAAAUUUGCAGCCACAUAUCUAUCAAGCAUUUAUGGAGUAUUGUCCAGAUAGGACACUUAGAUGGAAUGCAUGGAACGCAAAUGUUAGUCGAGGAUCCGGUUAUGGCGAUAAAGAGUAUGAAAAUAGUACAACCAUUCAGGAGAUUCGAUUUUUGCGGCAGGAUCAAGCUAAAAUUCUUGGUUUCAAGAAUUACGGAGAAGUUUCGAUGGAAACAAAAAUGGCUGGAAGUGUAGAAAACGUGCAGAAAACAAUUGGUGAUUUAUUACUACACGCCAAACCUGCACAAGAUGAAGAACUGAAAACGCUUUUAAAUUUUGCAACAGAUUGCAUGUUUAAGGGAGAACGCAUUGAGCUGUGGGACUACGAUUAUUGGAAACGAAAGCAAUGCCGGUCCCUUUUUGAGUACGACGAUUUAAAGUUGCAGGAGUAUUUUCCACUGAACAAAGUUCUCGACGGUCUAUUCGACAUGUGUGAGAAUCUGUUCGACGUCAAAAUAAAGCAGCGUGCCAACGUUCCUGUCUGGCACAAAGACGUACGAUUUUUUGAUGUUUUUGAAUCGCAUAGUUCCGCCCCAGUUGCUGGGUUUUACUUCGAUCCGUACGCUAGAUCUAGCGAUAAGUCGCACAUGCGGCAGAAUGCCGGGUGGAUGGUAGGCAUUCAAAAUCACAGCCGCAUUGCGGAAACAAAACCCCUUGCUGCUCUAGUCUUUAACUUCCAACAACCAAUUGAGAACAAGCCAUCAUUACUUACUUUCCAAGACCUCCAAACGCUCUAUUAUCGCUUUGGUCAAACUCUACAACACAUCUUAAGUCGCACAACGUUUGCUGAAGUGUCUGGUCUCUCAAAUAUCGAAUGGGACGCUGUGGAAGUUACUGGACAUGUACUGUCCAUGUCAUUACUGAAUAAGUCUACCAUUGAUGCGAUAAGCAGUCAUUAUUUAAGCGAAGACAAAUUACCACAGCACAUGUUUGAUAGUCUAGUGAAUGUGCAACGCCACACAGCCGGUACGGAUCUCUGUAAAGAGCUAUAUCUGUCUGCUUUGGACUUGGAACUGCACACGACUAAGGAUUAUUGGUUGGAUAUUGUAAAGCGCAUGUGGCCGCAAUAUAGAAGCUUCCCGCUUGAUAAGGUUGAUUCACACCCUUGCAACUUCCAUCAGGUGUUUUAUGAUGAAUGGGCGGCCGCAUAUUUUUCACGAGUUUGGUCAAAAAUGAUAGCUGCCGAUGUUUAUAGUGCUUUUCAUGAAGUCCGAGGACAAGAAAAACAAACGAAGGAUGUUGGGAAACGCUUCAGGGACACUUUCCUAGCUUUAGGUGGCGGAACCCAUCCUAAUCAAGUGUUUAGAAAUUUUCGAGGACGUGAUCCUUCGCCGAAAGCAUUAAUAGCUUCGUUAGGACUUAAAAAGAGUAAGAACUAGUUAUUUCAAAGAGUUGUAAAAGUCGUAUGUUUACGUUGUACCAUUAUGCAUGUUAUGUAUGCAGCCAUGUAUUUACAAUAAAGUUUUGUUAAGAGCGUUA